AUGAUUUGGGCGGUGGCAGAUGCUUUGGUAGGCCCAUUCAAGGCUCAUGAAUAUGGAUUGGUUAUUCUGCCUAUGACGGUAGUAAAGCGUUUUCACGACUGUCUGUUGCCUACUCAUCAGGCUGUGCUUGAUACAUACGACAAGUCAUUGCUGACUGACCCGGAAAAUAUAGAGGCUAACUUCAGGGACUAUCUAGCUGGAUUCUCCGCUAAUGCGCAGGAUGUAUUAGCUAAGUUUGAGUUUGAUAACAUCAUUAAGCGCAUGAGCUAUCUGGGGCCAGACAAGAUAAGUGCUGUAGACUGCGGCUAUAUCUUUGAGGAUUUGGUUAGAAGAUUUUCUGAGUCCUACGGUGAGGAAGCUGGAGCACAUUUCACCAGCCGCGAUAUCAUCUACAUGAUGACCGACCUUCUGCUUUCUGAUGCAGACCUUAGUGAAGGCGGCAGUGUAACUGUCUAUGAUAUGACUAUGGGUACUUCUCAGAUGCUCAGCUGCAUGGAAAGAGCGUAUUCAUGA
Molecule: messenger RNA, 513 nt
Organism: Cylicocyclus nassatus
Lineage: Eukaryota; Metazoa; Nematoda; Chromadorea; Rhabditida; Strongylidae
Source: the annotation of a GenBank genome assembly